Penicillium egyptiacum is the source of this 1332-nucleotide messenger RNA. Lineage: Eukaryota; Fungi; Ascomycota; Eurotiomycetes; Eurotiales; Aspergillaceae. The record is from the annotation of a GenBank genome assembly.
AUGACAACUACUUCCGCUUUCGCUCUUAACCAUCCACAGCUCGGCAGUCUCACUGGCCGCCUGAUUGAUCACCAGCAUGCUGAUGGACAGCCCGUGACUGAGCCUGUCGUGCAUUUCCGUUCCAUCCCCUAUGCCACCAUCCCAGCCCGCUUAAGGCAGAGCGUACUGCUCGAUCACAUCCCAGACCACUUUGAUGAUCGACCACAUGGCGACUUUACACAGUAUGGUGCUGCGUGUCCGCAGGUGCCACAGCCCACUGGUAGAGGUAGCGCGACAGGAGGGUUGAUGCCUGGCGACGAGCCAGUCACAUAUGAUGAGCAAGCCUGUCUCAACUUGACCAUCUCCGCACCUGUGAAGAAUGUCCUCGGCGACACUGGCCCAUCAAUGCCCAAAAGGCUUAUCCCAGUUCUGGUCUAUGUCCAUGGUGGUGGCUUCAUCGAAGGCAAGGGCCAUGUCAGCGCCCUUCAUGACACCACGAAGAUGGCCGAGCUGGCAGCUCAUGAAUCCAUGGAUGUGGUGAUUGUGCCAAUAGGAUAUCGGCUGAACUGGCAGGGUUUCGUCGCCUGCUACGAUCUACUCGAGGAGGCCAGGGAGAAUGGCGAGCCUGCAUUCAAUUAUGGGAUGCGAGACCAACGCAACAGCUUCCUCUGGAUCCAGAAACACAUCGCGGGCUUUGGCGGUGAUCCAGGUAACAUUACUGCCUUUGGUGAGUCGGGUGGGGCUGCAUCGCUCUACAUGCACGCCUGUUCAGACGUGCCUCUGUUCAACCGGGUCAUUAUCCAGAGUGGCUCGCCCAGCGUCGUAGGCAUGUGGACCCUUGAUGAGUCCGAUGCAUACUAUCACCAUCUGUUAUCAUAUCUGGGCAUCGCGGGAGCGACGCGUGCAGAGCGACUCAAAGCGCUCCGCGAGGUCCCAGUGUCGCGCUUGAUUGACUUUAUUCGUGAGAACAACGUCGCCACAAUGAAGCCCUACCUUGGUGCGGAGAGUGAGUUCUUCCCUCAGCAGCCUUUCUGGGCCACCCAGGGCGAAAUUCUGGCCAACUGCCCAUGGAUCAAGGAGAUCAUGAUUGGGGACGACUCCUGUGAGGGACUUGGGCUCAUGCAGCCGCUGAAGGAUAUCUCUGCUAGCCAGUACAUCGCACGAUUUCGUACCAUCCUCGGUGAGGAGUCCGCCCGCUGCGUGCUGGACGCAUACGAGAUAUCCGAUGGUAUGGACGAGGGCCUUUUUUGGCCGAAUGCGAUGGUUAUGAUGGGAGACUUGAUCUUCUCUGAACCUACGCACUCAACCGCUAUCUCGGUGGCUAAGAGUAGUAAAAAGCGUUUAUAUCGCUAG